AUGCUGGUAACCGAUCAAAUACCUCAUAAGAUGUUAUCAGAAAAUAAUUUAUUGCAUUUAAUUGAAAAAUAUGUACAAGACGGUGAUGAGAUGAUUUCGUCGCAAAUAUCGGAUGAACUGGUCAGAAAACAGAUAACUUUACUUGAUUUUAUUCUUAGCACGGGCGAAUAUCUUAAAAGUGCCGAAUUAUCUAAACGUUCCGUUGCAUUUGUUUUAAUAUCGAAUGUAUUAGCAAAACUGCCAGACACAUUUUUGACAUCGAUCGAAAUACAUCAUUUGGUUCAAUUUGUUUCUGCAAAAUUAUUCGACCAUCAUAUAUUAGCACGACCAUCAGUUGAAUUAUACAAUACAUUGUCAAAGCAAGUCGCUAUCAAUGAUGAAGAUUGUUUAGUAAUGAUCAAGUCAAUUUAUGCUGAUGUCUAUGUUCAAUCAUUUCCACAAACGAAUCGUUACACUGUUUAUGUUAUAUUAUUUAGAUUUCUUGUAGAAAAAUUAAACGCUAUUCGUCAACAUGGAAGUGAUUUUGUAUGUAAUUUCAUUCAAUCGAUGGAUGGUGAACGUGAUCCAAGAAAUUUGGUGAUUUGUUUUCAAUGUUUACAGUAUAUAACAAAAUAUUUAGAUAUAGAGCCGUACAAAGAAGAAUUAUUUGAUGUUGUCUCAUGUUAUUUUCCGAUCGAUUUUAAACCGCGUUCGGCAAACGAUAACGAUCAAAGUGUUACACAAGAACAAUUGAUUUUAUCGCUAAGAACUGUUUUAACUUCUACAAACAAAUUUGCUCAAUAUUGUAUACCAAUGUUAAUCGAAAAACUUGACGCUGAUAUUCAAAGUGCUAGAAUAGCUGCUAUGAACGUGUUUAUUCACUGCGUUGAUACGUAUGAGGCAAAAGAUAUUGAACAACAUUUAGUUACAUUAUGGAAUUUGUUCACUAAACAGGCAUUAUGUGCUGAAACUCAAUCGAUUGAAAGUUAUGCAUUACGUUCAGUUACCGCACUGGUAGAAUUAAUCAGUAAAUCGAUUCAAAAUGAUGAAACAAAUGUAUCAACAACAAAAUUUACUGAACGAGCUAUUCGAGAAUUGGAACAUUAUCUAAAAGAACCAGAUUUAAAAUUGAUAUGGCCAGCAACAAAAAUUCUUCAGUGUGUUGCACGUUCAAACUCAAAUUCAUCUACUCUCAUAUUGAAUCAUGUUUUACCCGUUCUAAUUCAACAGUUUAAUGCAAAUAAAUCGGUAUCUUUGGAUUGUUUGGUGUUUUUUUUGUCUGAUCCUCCUGUGAUUACUCAAACUACAACUGAGCAAUUGUGGAAUUUAUUAUUGAACAAUUUUGAUGAUGUAAUAAAUAAUUGUUUAUCAUUAAGUGCAUCACUUUUGAAAAUUGGUGACAACAUUAAAAUAAAUGAAGCACUUGCUGCAAAGCUGAUUCCUAUUAUCAUUAAUGGUAUAAUACGAGAUGAGUUAAAAACAAAUAUGUUUAGUCUUUUAAAAACUAUUGCAUUAUUACCGUCAACUAAUGAUUUAUGCACAACAUUGUUAUCAUCAAUCUUAGAUUAUUGGACAAAUAAUUCUCAGAACGAAAAGACAUAUACAACAAUAUUUAGUCUCUUACCAAUUUUGUUUGAUGAUUUAUCUCCAAAAUGUAUAGAUGAUGUAGAUAAACUUUGCCAGUCAACAAUACUAAAUGAGACCAAUUGGCAGACACUAAAAUCAACAUCAUCUUUCGUUGAAUUUAUACCGAUCAUGUAUUUUCUGAGCCAUCUGAAACGAAAAUAUUACGCAAAACAAUUCGGUGAUAUCUAUACAAAAAUUAGUAAAAAUUUAGUUGAAUUUUCCUUAAUCGAUAAUGUUUCUGCUGACAAUCAAGACGUAUUUCGGUUAUUUUAUGGUAACCUUAUUAAUAAACUUUCCUUAAACGAAUACGUGAUGGAACAGUCAAAUGAGCUUUUAGCCGAAUGUGAACAACAUAUUAAUCAAAAUUCGCCAUCUCAUCUGAAAUUGUGGACAAUCGUAGUGAAAGCAUUAACAAUUAGUAGACCAUUUAAGAUAAAACAAUACAUUGAGAAGCUUGUUGAAUGGAUUAAUAAAAUUGAAUUCGUUGAUGAUUUAGCUUGUCAAUCAUUAAAAAUAUUAACAACGAUUGAAGAUGAAUCAUUUUUAUCAAUAAAUGCUGAUUCCAUUAUUCAUCCAUUAGUCAAACAAAUAGUAUUUGUUCAUAUUGUUUCAUAUUUGAAACCAUUGCUAGAAAAUAAUGAUAUAAAAGCAGGACAAAUGAAUGUUUUGAUUGAUUUAUUAAACAAUGUUCCAAAAGCAAUUGUAAAGGACGAAUUAAAAUCUCUUCUGCCUAUUUUAAUUCGUGGAUUAGCAUCAUCGAAUGAAAACGUGUGGUCAUCUGCAUUAAAAUCCUUAUGUGAUUUGAUUAAAAAUGAACCAUCAACAUUAGUUCCAUACAUUGAUAAACUUGUUCCAAGAUUAACCACAUUAGCUGUAUAUAAAAACAAUAUGAAUAUUCGAAUAACAAGCCUCGUGUGUUUGAAGUAUCUAUGUCAAUUACCAUUUCGUACUGUAAAACCUUAUCAUCGGCAUAUUGUUCAUGUUUUACAAUCAUGCGUUGAUGAUCACAAACGAUUAGUUCGAAAGCAAGCUGUUCUAACACAAAUGGCUUGGCGUUUAUUCAGCGACGAAGUAGCUUAA
This is a messenger RNA of Didymodactylos carnosus, 2685 nucleotides long. The record is from the annotation of a GenBank genome assembly. NCBI's taxonomy places the organism in Eukaryota, Metazoa, Rotifera, Eurotatoria, Philodinida, Philodinidae.